Molecule: messenger RNA, 736 nt
Organism: Temnothorax curvispinosus
Lineage: Eukaryota; Metazoa; Arthropoda; Insecta; Hymenoptera; Formicidae
Exons: 4
Source: RefSeq, a predicted model, not a curated record
UCAAAUUUUAUAGAUGGACAAAUCAUUAUAAAAUUUUAUGAAAAGCAUAACAUACUUGAUGAAGCCAAACGUAGAAAACUAACUGAUCUGCUUGUUACUCAUUUUAUGUAUCAAAAAUCUGGAGACACUACAGAAAUAGUUCGCUUGGUAAAUGGUGAUUUUGAUAUUUUAUCGCAUAAAAUCAACAACUUGUUCCCAAAUGAGCGUCAAGCUUUCUAUUAUGUUCCACCAAAAUGUGAAGGACCUUCCCAAAAAGUAUCUAAAGGAAAAUUACCUGACUUUUAUAGAAAUAAACUAGAUGAGUGCCGUCAAAUUGGUCUUGUACAAAAAAAACGAAAAAGGAUUGACGAUAUUGACGAUAUUCUUGAAUCAAACAUUAAUCUUACAACAAAGCGUGUUUGCAAAACACACUUGCAGUGGUUGCAAUACAACACAGCACCUUGGUCAUCUGUAGAGGAACAUUGGAACAAAUCUCGUGAAUUGAGACAUAUUUUAAUUGCAGAACAUAAAGUAAAUAUUUAUGAUAUUUUCAGUGAAUAUCCAGUACUCAAACAGGAAUUAGGUUACACACUUUUAGAGAAUGAUUACAAUUCUUUAAUCAAUAAAAAAUCAAAUAUUUAUAGUAAAUGGCCCGAACUGUCUAAGAAAUUAGAAACAUUAUUGACAAAACGAGUUAUGAAAGAUAAAACGUUUGCUAAGCGACUAGAAGAAAUUCAAUUAUAUGAAGAGGGAGAUG